This is a messenger RNA of Trichechus manatus latirostris (Florida manatee), 1288 nucleotides long. RefSeq names its product zinc finger protein 665-like. Lineage: Eukaryota; Metazoa; Chordata; Mammalia; Sirenia; Trichechidae. Bases 1 to 1239 code for a protein of 412 amino acids. The record is from RefSeq and is a predicted model, not a curated record. Gene Ontology annotation, biological process: regulation of transcription by RNA polymerase II. The transcript is spliced from 3 exons. Gene Ontology annotation, cellular component: nucleus. Gene Ontology annotation, molecular function: DNA-binding transcription activator activity, RNA polymerase II-specific; RNA polymerase II cis-regulatory region sequence-specific DNA binding.
AUGGUCAGCACUGGUUGCUCAGCUAUGGUCCAGCAGGAUCUGGAUGAACUGCAGAGAUUUCAAACUGAAGAGAAAAUUUAUGGACUCAAUCAAGUUGAGAAAUCUAUCAACAAUGGUUGCCCAGUUUUACCACUUCAAAGAAUUCCUGCUAGUAUCAAUUUCAGCAUUUGUAAUAAAUGUAGGAAAGUUUUUAAGGAUCCCUCAUUGCUUACACAACACCAGAAAACACAUAUUACAGGAAAACUCUAUGAAUGUAUAGAAGAUGAGAAGGCUUUCAACCAAAGCUCAAUUGUCAGUAAACAUCAGAAAAUUCAUUUUGGGCUAACUGCUCACAAAUGUAAUGAGUGUGGCAAAGCCUUUAAGUACUUCUCAAACUUCAUUAAACAUAAGAGAAUCCAUACUGGAGAGAAACCAUAUAAAUGUAAUGUAUGUGGCAAGGUCUUCAUUCAAAAUUCAAACCUUAGGAGUCACCUGCAAAUUCAUACUGGAGAAAGACCUUAUAGAUGUAACGAGUUUGGUAAGGCUUUUAUCAAACGUUCACAACUUCUGAGACAUGAGAGAAUUCAUACUGGAGAGAAACCUUACAAAUGUAAUGAGUGUGGCAAAGCCUUUACUGUGCAUUCAUGCCUUACUCGACAUCAAAGACUCCAUAAUGAAGAGAAUCUUUAUAAAUGUCGUUCAUACCUCUGGGAUCAUGAGAAAAUUCAUACUGGUGAGAAACCAUACAAGUGUAUUGAAUGUGGCAAGGCUUUUAGGCAACUGUCUGACCUCAGGAUUCACCAAAGAAUUCACACUGGAAAGAAACCUUACAAACGCAAUGAGUGUGACAGAACGUUUACUGUGCAUUCAAGCCUUACUAAUCAUAGGAGAAUUUAUACUGCAGAGGAACCUUAUAAAGAUAAUGGAUGUGGCAAAGUGUUUAACCAUUUUUCAAACCUUAUUAUACAUUCAAACCUUGAUAAUCAUAUAAUUCAUAGUAAAGAGAAAACUUACAAAUGUAAUGAGUGUGGCAAAUCCUUUACCAUGCAUUCAAGCCUUUCUAAUCAUAAGAGAAGCCAUACUGGAGAGAAACCUUACAAAUGUAAUGAGUGUGGCAAAUCCUUUACUGUGCUUUCUAGUCUUACUAAUCAUAAGAGAAGCCAUACUGGAGAAAAACCUUACAAAAGUAAUGAAUGUAACAAAACCUUUACCUAUUUUGCAAACCUUAUUAGAGAUCAGAAAAUGCAUGCUGAAAAUUAACAAUGUAAAGCUAAUACGUGUGUCAAUGCUUCUAUUCAAAACUCAAGCU